Tarenaya hassleriana is the source of this 2578-nucleotide messenger RNA. Its product is annotated as 65-kDa microtubule-associated protein 6-like. Gene Ontology annotation, biological process: microtubule cytoskeleton organization. The record is from RefSeq and is a predicted model, not a curated record. The transcript has 12 exons. Gene Ontology annotation, cellular component: spindle; cytoplasm. Gene Ontology annotation, molecular function: microtubule binding. Bases 341 to 2158 code for a protein of 605 amino acids. Lineage: Eukaryota; Viridiplantae; Streptophyta; Magnoliopsida; Brassicales; Cleomaceae.
UUCAGCUUCAGCCUUUUUCCCUGUUCUCAAUCUGCAAUUACUGUUCCUUUUCUUUUUCCUCGAUUUUUCCUGCUACCUUGUUUGCUUUCCUCGCUUUACUCAUCGGUUUUUUUCCCUUCUUGUAAGUAAUGAGUGUGUUAUAUGUUUGUUUCUUAUGGAAGCUUAAUGAGGCUUUUUUUUCUAUGAGCAAUAGUGGUCUUUUUUUGGUUCAUUGACUUUUCUAUUUAAGCACCCAUUGUCGUGAACACCGUUUCUCAAGUAGCGUGAACGAAGAAUUGCGUCAUUGCGUCUGGGUUUCGUCUGCUCAAGAUUUUGAUUUGGGGAAAAUCUACUGAAUAAAAUGCUGGAGAUUGGAAGCCCUGUGGCCAUUAGUUUCCGCACGAACACUACUUGUAAUGCUCUUCUCGGAGAGCUUCAGCAAAUAUGGGUAGACAUUGGUGAGUCUGAGGCCGAAAAAGACAGGAUGCUGAUGGAAAUGGAGAGGGAAUGCGUCCAAAUUUACCGAAGAAAAGUUGAAGAGGCCACAAAUGCUAAGGCACGGCUUCAUCAGUCUGUUGCAGCAAUGGAAGCUGAAGUUGCUGCUCUCAUGGUUGCCCUUGGUGUGUUAAAUUUCCAGUCACCGAUAAGAGUGGACAAGGGCUCAAAAUCAUUGAAAGAAAAGCUUGCUGCUGUGACACCUCUAGUGGAGAACUUGAGAUUGCAAAAAGAGGAAAGGAUGAAGCAAUUUUCUGAUAUAAAGUUGCAAAUCGAGAAAAUAAAUGGGGAAAUAUCGGGAUACAGUGACCAGCUCAACAAGGCCAUGAUUGGUUCCUUGACUCUCGAAGAGCAAGAUUUGUCUCUGAGGAAACUUAAUGAGUAUCAAACACAUCUUCGCAAGCUGCAGAAGGAAAAGUCUGAUCGUUUGAACAAGGUUUUGGAUUAUAUGAAUGAGGUUCACACUCUACAUGGUGUUCUUGGAACUGACUUUGGUCAAACUGUUAGUAAGGUUCACCCAAGUUUACAUUGGACGAACGAGCAAUCUACAAACAUUAGUGAUAAUACAUUGAGUGGCCUAGAACACACGAUUCAAAAGUUAAAGACUGAAAGGAGAUCCCGAUUUCAGAAGCUGAAAGAUAUAGUAACGGCGCUUUUUGAGCUAUGGAAUCUGAUGGACACACCACAGGAAGAGAGGAUUCAAUUUGCCAAUGUCACAUCUGUUGUAAGAUCAUCUGAAUCUGGUAUCAGCGGGCCAGGCAUCCUUUCAACCAAGAUGAUUGAACAGGUGACUGCAGAAGUAGGCCGUCUCAGUAAGCUGAAAGCUAGCAGAAUGAAGGAGCUUGUGAUGAAAAGAAGGUCAGAGUUAGAGGAUCUCUGCAGAAUAGCUCACAUUGAGCCGGACACGAGCACUUCGGUUGAGAAAACUUCUGCCUUGAUAGAUUCUGGAUUGGUGGAGCCUUCAGAGCUAUUGGCUAAUAUCGAAGUACAGAUUAACAAAAUCAUGGAAGAAGCUCGCAGUCGGAAAGAAAUAAUGGAUAGGAUUGAUCGCUGGCUCUCUGCAUGCGAAGAAGAAAACUGGCUGGAAGAAUAUAAUCAAGAUGAGAACCGGUACUCAACUGGAAGAGGUUCUCACAUAAACCUCAAGCGUGCAGAAAGAACCCGGGUUACAGUGAGCAAAAUACCCGCAAUGGUCAACAAUCUCAUUAAGAGGACGCUUGUCUGGGAAGAAGAAAACCAGAAGUUAUUUCUGUAUGACGGUGUUCGGUUGGUCUCUAUACUGGAAGACUACAAAUUGACCAGGAAACAACGUGAAGAGGAAAAGAAACGAUACCGGGAUAGGAAGAAGAUUCAGGACCUUCUGCUAACCCAGAGAGAAUCCAUUUACGGGGCAAAACCGAGUCCAAGAAGGAGCAACAGCUUCAGAAAAGCCAACGGGUACAGCAUCAGAACCGGGAAUGGAACAAUGACUCCGACACCACGUAAAUCCUCAGUCGGGGCCACCACUCCUCCUGACCUUCUGACCCCAAGAUCCUACUCAGGUCAUUACCAGAAUCGAUAUUUCAAGGAAGUGAGGAGGCUGUCUACAGUUCCAAUAAACUUUGUGGCAAUACAAAAGGACGAUACAGUCUCUACAUACACCUCUGUCUGCGGUUCUGAGCCAGACUCCCCUCCGCAGGGCUGACGGAUUUGGGGCUUGCAUCUGGAUCCAGUUGAGGAAACUACUGAACUUAGAUUGAACUUGGACGUGUAAGGGUUAGUGUGAAUACGAACAGGUGGGGUUUUGUACACUAUUAGAGUGUGUGUGUGUGUGUGUGUGUGUGUGAGAGAGAGAGAGAGAGAGAGAGAGAGAGAGAGUGUUUUCUAGUUUGUCUUAGGUACAAAACCUGGUCACUGACCUGUUGUUUUUUUAGGAGGGAGAGGAGUAUAAAAUAAAUGUUGUUUUUGUUUGAGACUGCUUGCUGAGAUCUUGUCCGAACCUUUUUUUUUUUUGUUCUUUUGUUUGUCCUUUUCCCUUUUUUUUAAUUUUCUCUGCAUCUCUUUCUGUGAUGUCACUGUGUAGAUAUAGAUUGGUUUGAGCUGUUGAAAUUAAGUGGAUUUGGUU